Messenger RNA from Gasterosteus aculeatus aculeatus (three-spined stickleback), 2387 nucleotides. RefSeq names its product TATA box binding protein (gene tbp). Gene Ontology annotation, biological process: DNA-templated transcription initiation. Gene Ontology annotation, molecular function: DNA binding. The record is from RefSeq and is a predicted model, not a curated record. NCBI's taxonomy places the organism in Eukaryota, Metazoa, Chordata, Actinopteri, Perciformes, Gasterosteidae.
CUUCUUGUUCCGGAAGUAGCCGACAAACCGCUCGUGAGCGCCGAAGCACAAGAACGAAGAUCAAACAAACCCUGAAGCUGAAUUAAUUCAGUUCCUCUUCUGGUUUGAGCUGCGCGAGUGUGACUGGACGAGUUAGCUGCAAGCGAAGAGCAACGAGUAGCGGGUGUUUCUGCAGAGUCCGGUCCUCUGUGGCUGCUGCUGCCUUUCUGGUGCAUUAUAGACGGUGCACAUAGACGAGCUGCGAGGCACCGGCGGUGUGAAGUUACUUCCUGCUCUUUGGUGGCAGUGAAUUAACGUGAGGAACUGACGCGAUGGAGCAGAACAACAGUAUACCUCCCUUCCAGGGGCAGGCAUCCCCCCAGGGGUCCAUGACGCCAGGCAUGUCAAUGUUCAGUCCUAUGAUGCCUUAUGGCUCGGGCCUGACACCCCAACCUGUCCAGAACACCAAUAGUUUGUCCAUACUGGAGGAACAGCAGAGGCAACAACAGCAGCAACAGGCACAGCAGGCAAACGCAGGCCUUCCUGGAACCUCGGGGCAGACGCCUCAGCUUUACCAUUCCCAGACGGUUGCAGGCUCGACCACCACUGCGCUGCCGGGAAACACCCCGCUCUACAACACUCCGCUGACCCCCAUGACCCCCAUCACACCGGCCACACCCGCCUCGGAGAGCUCCGGAAUAGUACCACAGCUACAAAACAUCGUAUCUACUGUAAAUUUGGGCUGUAAACUGGACUUGAAGACCAUUGCCCUGAGAGCCAGGAAUGCAGAGUACAACCCAAAGCGUUUUGCUGCAGUCAUCAUGAGAAUACGAGAACCCAGAACUACAGCGCUCAUUUUCAGCUCUGGGAAGAUGGUGUGCACUGGAGCUAAGAGUGAGGAGCAGUCACGGUUAGCUGCCAGAAAAUACGCUCGUGUGGUGCAGAAGCUCGGUUUUCCUGCAAAGUUCCUGGACUUCAAGAUUCAGAACAUGGUGGGAAGCUGCGAUGUAAAGUUCCCCAUUCGGCUGGAAGGAUUAGUCCUCACACAUCAGCAGUUUAGCAGCUAUGAACCAGAGCUGUUUCCAGGACUGAUUUACAGAAUGAUCAAACCCAGAAUUGUCCUUCUCAUCUUUGUCUCUGGAAAAGUAGUACUCACAGGUGCCAAGGUGAGAGGAGAGAUCUAUGAAGCAUUUGAAAACAUCUAUCCCAUCCUGAAAGGCUUCCGCAAGACAACGUAGAACCUGCAGCUCCUUCUUUUCCCUUUAUCAUCAAUACUUUGUACUUUUUCUUUAAUUCACAAGAAGAAUUGUCUAUAUUUUGACCUCUACAGGUGGACUGCUGUAAGGACUGUUGUACAGGGAUGUGAGUUGUCUAAUUAUCUUUUUUUUUUUAUUAUUCAUCCAGUUUUUUUAUACAGUUUUUUUUUUUUUUUUUCUUGCUACGUUUGAUUGCAAGAAAUGUAAUUUUUAUUACACAGACCUCGUCAUUUGUUUUCAACAUUUUUUUUUUUUUGCCCUUUUUAUUUCCAGAUUUUGCUGCACCCAUCCCUGAUUGUAAAUAAGAUUGUAAAGAAAUGUAUAAAGCGCUGAUUAGCAGAGAAACAGUCUGAUUUUGACUGUUUCUAGUUUUUAUUUUAAGCCAUUUUAAAUCGUUUUGUACGUUGCAUUUUUAUAAAUUGCCCUCUUGGUCCCGGAUUAUAACGAGACCUGUCUAGGUCUGUCAACCCCACGAUGCUCUCGACAGUUUGAAUGCUUGAAGUGCAUUUCCCUCUAAAUUCAAACAUGUUAACAGGAGAAAUACCGUCUAGUCUGUUAAUCUGUAACUGAAGGGGGAUGCUCUUAAAUUUAGAUUUUAAAGAAGUUAAACUAAUUUGAUCCAAUUCCUGCUACUAAAGUUGUCCUCAGGUUGUUGCUUAAUUCAUUACAUUGGUACUUCUAAAUCAAGCUGAACAUGAAGAACAGGAGGUGUUGAUUUGAAGGUAGACGGCUUCUUUUACUUAUCGUAACCUUUAGCAUUUUCUGUUUUCGAGGAGCACUAAAAGGUGUCUGAUAAACUGAGCAUUGUUUUGCCAUCUUUAUGUAUGUUCAAAAUCCUAUUUAAAUUUUUAUUUUGAAGAAUUAUUUUUGUGCUGAGGAAAACGGGAUUCUGUACCGGUUGUGCAUACUGUGUGCUCGGUUUCACAUUUUCUCCAAAAGGUUGUUACAAUUUUUGGCACUUCAUGGCGAGUUGGUCGUGGUGACCGUCGGUUUCCAUCUGUGCGUCUGUAUGAGCAGCAGAAGAGAUUGGGGGUGUUAAUCAAUACGUUCCUCUGUCCCUGGGGUUCAGCACCAUGAGGCCAUGUCACACAUUUCAAAGCAAUUGUUAUUCUGAAAUUGUUACCGUGCAUCAAUAAAUGUGUACAUGCCGGC